Molecule: messenger RNA, 5918 nt
Organism: Oncorhynchus masou masou (cherry salmon)
Lineage: Eukaryota; Metazoa; Chordata; Actinopteri; Salmoniformes; Salmonidae
Gene: cd2ap
Product: CD2-associated protein
Exons: 19
Coding region: 285-2267 (660 amino acids)
Biological process (GO): actin filament organization; cell migration
Cellular component (GO): cell leading edge; vesicle; cytoplasm
Molecular function (GO): protein binding
Source: RefSeq, a predicted model, not a curated record
GUGUGUGGCAGGCGUAGUUUCGGGCAAGUCUAAGAAAGGUGGAGACUUUCGGGAUAACUUCCUGUACAGUAAUCUUGAUAUCAUUAGCUACAAAGAUAGGUUUGGUUGGCUAUUCAAGCAAAGACGAAUGGCUUAAGUAACGGUGUGCUAAACCUGAUUAUCGGUAUUGAAUUAAAUACACAUACAGUAGCUAGCAUUCAAGCUGCUAUAUAACUUAAGCAACCGGAUAGCAGAUUCCAAACAUCUCAUAUAGCGAGACGGUCCUGGCCACAUUGAAGGACAGUAUGGUAGAGGUUGUGGUGGAGUAUGAGUACGAAGCCCUCCAUGAAGAUGAGCUGACCCUGAGGCUGGGAGAAGUGAUCAGGAACGUCCGCAGGAUCGAGGAGGAGGGAUGGAUGGAGGGAGACCUCAACGGGAAGAGAGGACUCUUCCCUGACAACUUCGUCAAGGAGAUGAAGAAGGAGCCCAAGGAGGUGAAUGUGACAAAAGAGGAGGCCAAGGAGGAGGCGCAGCCCCAGCGGAGAGAGAAGAGUGCAGGGAAUGUGGCCAACCUGGUCCAGCGGAUGAGCACCUACGGCAUCCCAGCUGGGGGCUUCCAGCCACACUCACAGCCCCGCGGUCUCAAGAAGAAACCUAAGAAGCGUCAGUGCAGGGCUCUGUUUGAAUACGUGCCCCAGAAUGAGGAUGAGCUGGAGCUGAAGAUAGGGGAUAUCAUCGACAUCAAUGAGGAGGUGGAGGAAGGCUGGUGGAGUGGAACCAUGAAUGGCAAAUCAGGACUGUUUCCCUCCAACUUCGUCAAAGAGAUGGAGACGAACGCAGACGGACAGACAAAUGACUUAACAGAUGAAGCCGACGCCAGCGGUAAAGAGGCUCUGCUCCCCCCCUCCCCCACCCACCCCUCUCCAGGCAAUGGAGUGAUCACCCAGCCCAAGAAGAUCCGGGGGGUGGGCUUUGGGGACAUCUUCAGGGAAGGCUCGGUCAAGCUAAAGGCCCGCCUACCCAGCACAGAGGGAGAGGAGAAGAAAGACAAACCAAUCCCAUUAUUACCAUCUGCCGCAAAGCCCGCCCAUUCCAACGUGACAGACUCACAGAAAGCAGAGGGGGACAGCAAAGCAAAAGUAAAAGAAUACUGCAAGGCCACAUUUGCGUUUGAAGCCACAAACCAAGAUGAGCUGACACUGAAAGAGGGUGACGUCAUACAGAUUUUGAGUAAGGACACAGGGGAGCCGGGGUGGUGGAGAGGGGAGAUCGGAGGGAAAGAGGGAGUUUUUCCUGACAACUUUGUGGCUGUGAUGUCAGACGCAGACAAAGAGCCGGCUCCCACAUCAAGAGGAUCAGUCAAACUGUCUCCCAAGCAGGAAGCAGAAGAGAGACCCAAGAAGCCACCCCCACCAUCAAAAAGCAUAGCUCGCAAACCCGAGGUCCCGUUGGCUGACAAGAAGCCCCUGCAUCCGCAUCCUGAGGACCGAGGUGACAAGACAGAUCAAAAACUGUCAAAGCCUACUGCCCCUCUGGUCCCACCCAAGAAACCUGUCCCCCCGCCAGGCAAGAGUAAACCAGGCGUCCUCCCCCCAAAACGUCCAGACAAGCCUCUUGCACCCUCCCUAGGGGCCAAGCACAAUGGAGAGGUGCCUUCCACACUUCCAAAGUCUGAUUUUGAGCCAACGUUACCCAGCAAACCAAAAACACUGUUGGGUGACUGGGGGGACAAAGCCCUUGACAUGGACCUGAUGAGCUUUGAUGAUCUGUCAUCUACCUCUGAGAAGCUGUCUCACCCCACCGCUAACAGACCAAAGAUGGCUGGCAAGAGGCUUCCCGCUCAGUUUGGAGGAAGCCACUCUCCAAACAAGGACAUCAGCGUGGAGAAAACCUUCAUGUUUGACGAAGAGGACCGCCCCAAGCCAAAGUUGAUGGACGCAAGAAAGCCAUCCAUGCCCAGCUCACACUCCCAGUCUCCCGUCCUCAAGCCCAGCCCAUCCCCGUCAGAGGGGCUCAAGGCCAGUGCGGCUUCAGCCCCUGGCCGCAGAAGUCCCAGCCCAGGCCCCUGCGCGGAGACCAAGCCCAAGGCAGAGCCAGAGGAGCGGAAGUCUGAGCUGCAGGACCUCAGAGGCCAAAUGAAAGACCUGUUGCUGUCUGUGGAGCUCCUCAAGACCCAGCAAAUGAGAGAGAUGGCAGAGUUGAGAAGCGAGCUGGACGAGGAGAGGUUGAAACGAGUGGCCCUGCAGAUGGAGAUAGAGAAAUUAAAGAAGAUGGUUCAGUCGACGUGAAGUCUGACCCAAUCAACCUGGAACAUCAGUCACCUGUCGGUCUGUCUCUAAGUAGAAACAGGAAGGGGACGAUGGCAUUCCUAUAAUACUUUUAGUUAUCAUCAACCUAUUCCACAUUUGUAAGAUUUACAUUUUUGCACAUAUUAAGGUUUUCUAGUUCUAGAAAGGUGAUAAAUACAGAUGUAUAUGUUUUUUGUUACUUAGUUUUUUUUCUGUUUUUUUUGCCAACACAAACGAUCGAGGCCUUACUAACUACUGUGCUGGACUGUCUCUGCAUUCUCUAUGGGAAUGUGUGAGGGUUGCUCUCAAUACUACUGAUUCUGUACAAAGCGUUAGGGGAUUCCUUUUUGUUUUAUUUUUUUUAUGACUUGCAGGUAGUUGAUUUUAAAGAUGAUUCUGAUUUUCAGUUAAAGUAUCCAUAUUAGCCUCCUUUAGAUCAUAAUGAAUUAUAUUGUGGUCUGUUGCUAUAGCAACAGUGUUGUACUCCAUUGUUAUGGCAUAAGGGAUCAUUUUCUUUGGGGUUUUUCUUCUUCUAACAUUCCUAUCCAGGGUAACACUGUUGUGCCUGUUAAACACAUAUUAAAGUGUUAAUAUUGGGAGAUUACAUUUAUCAAACUGUUUAGACUUGCUGAUGAUAUAUAUUUGUAAGUUCGGACAAUGUGCUUAGACAUAUAGAGGGUCCUUUUUUCUUUUUCAUGUUCUUCUUCUUGUAAAGGUCACGUGGAACGGUUCUCUCAGAAAGAGAGUGACAGGUGUGUUAUAUCGAUCAUGUAUUUGGUACCAUCAAAUACAGCCAAUUAUAGCGCUACUUGAAAAGAGCACCAGUGGUUUAUAAGAUUAACCUCCAUUUUAUUUCACGCCAUGGUCGAAGUUGUGGCUUACUCAUUGAUUGUUGUUAUCUUGCACCAACUCCUGUACGCCAAAUUGCUCUGACCCCUCUUUUAUGAAGCAUAUGCAGCUCUGUCUAAAUCUCUCUCUGUAAACAAAAUCACGUGUGCUUUGAAGAGUGAGCAAUCUCUUUCUAACCUCCCAGAUGAGACCUGAAGUCCUGUAUAGCAGUGGCCUUUGUGUGUUUCCAUGUUGUCCUGAAUGUGUCUGGUUCACAUGUCUUUAUACUUGGACCAAGUAGAAACGUGGAGCAUGGAGGCCAACUGAGCACAUAGUCCAGUACACAGUAUCUCUGCCAUUUCUCAUUACUGUAAGUGAGAGGCUGAAUGGAAAUGCAUUGGGGAAGAGAUCUACUUGAUACAGAAGGGUUAAGCUCUGCACUGUACCGAUGCACAGCCAGCACCACUUUGUCAAUGAAAAGUACGUGAUUGAACUCAACGAAGGACAAAAUGUUUUUUGAUGGGAUGCGUUCAGUGUACCGGACAGACAAAUCAUGAAAGAAAUUGCCUUUGAUGAAAAGCAUCUUUGAGGUUGUCGCUAGAUUAUGCAGCAUUUUGUUGAUUCCCAAUGUGUUACUUUACCCAUCAUGACCAGAAGGAUGUUUGCCUCGACUCCAGAUCAUCCUGAACACUGUGGAUGGCCUUCUUUCUCUGCAUCCUUCUUCAUAUUCUAUUUUAGCAAGCUAAUUAUUUACAUUUUUAUAUAUAUAUAUAUAUGUGUAUGUGUGUGUGUGUGUGUGUACCAGUCAAAAGUUUGGACCCCCCCCCCCCCCCCCGAGUCAUUCAAGGGCUUUUCUUUAUUUUUUUAUUUUCUACAUUGUAGAAUAAUAGUGACUACAUCAAAACUAUGAAAUAACACAUGGAAUCAUGUAGUAACCAAAAAAGUGUUAAACAAAUCUAAAUAUAUUUGAGAUUCUUCAAAGUAGCCACCCUUUGCCUUGAUGACAGCUUUGCGCACUCUUGCCAUUCUCUCAACCAGCUUCACCUGGUGUUGGCUGCUUUUCCUUCACUCUGCAGUCCAACUCAUCCCAAUCAAUCUCAAUUGGGUUGAGGUUGGGGGAUUGUGGAGGCCAGGUCAUCUGAUGCAGCACUGGGGCAUUGUCCUGUUGAAAAACAAAUGAUAUGCCCCUAAGCUCAAACCAAAUGAGAUGGCGUAUCACUGCAGAAUGCUGUGGUAGCCAUUCUGGUUAAGUGUGCCUUGAAUUCUAAAUAAAUCAGACUGUGUCACCAAGCACCAUCACACCACCACCUCCAUGCUUCACGGUAGGAACCACACAUGCAGAGAUUAUCUGUUCACCUACUCUGCGUCUCACAAAGACACGGCGGUUGGAACCAAAAAUCUCAAAUUUGGACUCAUCAGACUAAAGGACAGAUUUCUACCGGUCUAAUGUCCAUUGCUCGUGUUUCUUGGCCCAAGCAAGUCUCUUCUUGUUAUUGGUGUCCUUAUUGGUGUCCUUUAGUAGUGGUUUCUUUGCAGCAAUUCGAACAUGGAUGCCUGAUUCACUCGGUCUCCUCUGCACAGUUGAUGUUGAAAUGUGUCUGUUCUUGAACUCUGUGAUGCAUUUAUUUGGGCUGCAAUUUCUGAGGCUUGUAACUCUCAUGAACCCAUCCUCUGCAGCAGAGGUAACUCUGGAUCUUCCUUUCCUGUGGUGGUCCUCAUGAGAGCCAGUUUCAUCAUAGCGCUUGAUGGUUUUUGAGACUGCACAUUUUUCAAAGUUCUUGAAAUGUUCACUUCCGUUUCUCUUUCCUUAUUUGAGCUGUUCUUGCCAUAAUAUGGACUUGGUCUUUUACCAAAUAGGGCUAUCUUCGGUUUACCACCCCUAACUUGUCACCACACAACUGAUUGGCUCAAAUGCAUUAAGAAGGAAAUAAAUUCCACAAAUUAACUUUUCACAGGGCAUGCCUGUUAAUUGAAAUGCAUUCCAGGUGACUACCUCAUGAAGCUGGUUGAGAGAAUGCCAAGAGUGUGCAAAGCUGUCAAGGCAAAGGGUGGCUACUUUGAAGAAUCUCAAAUAUAAAAUAUAUUUGGAGUUUUAACACUUUAUUUUGGUUAGUACAUGAUUCCAUAUGUUAUUUUAUCAUUUUGAUGUCUUCACUAUUAUUCUACAAUGUUGAAAAUGGUCAAAGUAACGAAAAACCAUUCAAUGGGUAGGUGGUGUCCAAACCUUUUGAUUGGUACUAUAUAUAUAUAUAUAUAUAUCUCACACACACACACACACACUGAUCUCACAAAAUGGGAAACUAUUCCUUCUUCACAUGAGUACACCAAGUCGUGUACUAUCCUCAGGCUUAGAAUCUUUUUCCUUAAAAGAAAGCAUUCCUGAUCAGGGACUGUGCUUGCACGUGUUUGUGUGGAUGCAUGAAAGGAAACCUGAAAGCCUGUGUAUGUAUCUGUGAUUUUGGGUUUGUCUUAAGUGUGUUUUGGCCUUGUUGACUGGUCCGGGUAAAAUAAAGGGCAAGAUUACACAUUGAUCCCUAAAGCAAUAAUAUCUUUCUCUUUUCCAUCUAUCAAUGUUUCUCAUGGCUACAUUCUAAGUUGAGCUUGAGCAAAGAGUUAAUCAUGCAAAUAUAUAUAUAUAUAUAUGAAAAAGCUAUCCAUAUAACUGUCAUUCAGCUUAUUACUGUACACUCAAUUAUUUGAUGCAAAGAAAAUAGGAAAUAUGUGCACAUUUAACAUCUGUUCCAAGUUAUCUUGUUUACAUGUGCUGUAAAAUUGCAUGAACUGAGAUUCUUCCAAAAUGAAUAAAUGUAAUCUUUAUUUACA